Molecule: messenger RNA, 2180 nt
Organism: Esox lucius (northern pike)
Lineage: Eukaryota; Metazoa; Chordata; Actinopteri; Esociformes; Esocidae
Product: mitochondrial uncoupling protein 2
Exons: 8
Coding region: 597-1520 (307 amino acids)
Biological process (GO): adaptive thermogenesis; mitochondrial transmembrane transport; mitochondrial transport
Cellular component (GO): mitochondrial membrane
Molecular function (GO): oxidative phosphorylation uncoupler activity
Source: RefSeq, a predicted model, not a curated record
UAGGCCUCUUAUUGUUCAUGUGUAACUUGCAAUGCAAUACGUAUAUGAAACUUUUUGUAGAAAGCAUUUUCUACAAAUUAAUGAAAUAACUUUAAUUAAAACCUGUCCUUCAUAAGCUCAAAACUCUACUCUGCGUACAGUAACUGGUAGAGAUUGUGAUAAAAGGGCAGAUAGAGUAAACAACAACCCAAGAAGAGUACUAGCUGAAGUUGUUGUCCCACCAUAAAGAUUGGAGAUAAACAUAGCAUGGAGUGACUACGCAACUUGACAGCAUGCCUGAGCUGCAACAUGGAAAGCCAGUCUAUAAAUUGAGAAGCCUCUUAGUUAAAGUGCAGUAACCUCAAAAAGCAAGCAGUAGUGCACAACUACAGGAUUAACAAACUGAGGAUUAAUUUUUUCUUUUUGCCAUCAUAUACUGGAUUAGAAUAUUCAUACAACAUAUUUUCAGGUAGUGGCAUGCUACUGGUAGAUUUUCAUGGACCAAGGCAUCCAUUAAGAAACCCUCUCCAAAUAAAACAUUCUCCUGUGGAAGAAACUUGAAGAUUCUCGUCAAUAUUGUUAGUAUUCUCAGAGCUCAAGCUAUUUCUGGGACAGCUAUGGUUGCAAUAAAACCCAAAGACCUUGCACCAACGACGCCUGUCAAGUUCAUUGGUGCAGGCACAGCAGCUUGCAUCGCUGACCUUGUGACCUUCCCCUUGGAUACGGCCAAAGUCAGGCUACAGAUCCAAGGAGAGAAUCAGUCAGGGCAUAAGUCGGUGCGGUACCGGGGUGUGUUUGGCACCAUCACCACCAUGGUGCGUACAGAGGGGGCCAGAAGCCUCUACAACGGCCUGGUAGCAGGACUCCAGAGGCAGAUGAGCUUCGCCUCUGUCCGUAUUGGUCUCUACGACUCCAUGAAGCAGUUCUACGCUCGUGGCUCUGACCAGGCGGGCAUCGUUACUCGACUUAUGGCAGGUUGCACCACCGGAGCAAUGGCUGUGAUGUUCGCUCAGCCCACAGAUGUGGUCAAAGUGCGUUUUCAGGCUCAAGCGCGUCUGGCUGACGGUGUGAAGCGAUAUAAUGGCACCAUGGACGCCUACCGGACCAUCGCCAGAGAUGAAGGAGUGCGAGGCCUGUGGAAAGGCUGCAUGCCAAACAUUACACGCAAUGCCAUUGUGAACUGUUCCGAGCUGGUCACCUACGACAUCAUCAAGGAACUCAUAUUGAAGUAUGACCUAAUGACAGACAACCUUCCAUGCCACUUUACGGCUGCGCUCGGUGCAGGGUUCUGUACCACAGUUGUGGCAUCGCCUGUGGACGUGGUCAAGACCAGAUUCAUGAACUCAUCGUCAGGCCAGUACAGAAGUGCAAUCAACUGUGCCUACACUAUGCUGACUAUGGAGGGGACAACAGCCUUCUACAAAGGGUUUGUGCCCUCUUUCCUGCGACUGGGAUCCUGGAACAUUGUGAUGUUUGUGUCUUAUGAGCAGAUUAAGCGGGGUAUGAUGAAAGCCGAGACCUCCUGGGAGUCACCAUUCUGAUUGUUGUUCUGCCACAACAGUUUGUUUAUUUCUCUCAUGCUUCUCUGGUCUGAGCCUGGCUGGCCAAAAGGCAUAGGCUUCACCACGACAAUAGAGAUCACACCUGUUCUCUGUCAGAGUUCCAUGAAAUGCUUCUAACAGUGGAGACCGAAGUGGGAGCACCCAAGCAAAAGGCGUGACAGAGCCAGAACUGUUCCAGUAGCAAAUGUCCUGUGAAAUUAACACUUAGAUAUUAGUGGCUUCAGUUGGUUUAGCGGUGUGGGUUCGGGUCCAGCCCGCUGCUCUUUCAACAAAAACUACUCUUAGUCUUUCCACACUUUCCUGUCAAAUAAAGCAUAUAAAUGCUUGACAAAUAUAUUUUUCAAAAGAAAAUAUUAGAAUGGAGCAAUAGACCUUUCCUCUGAGUCCCCUUCCAUCUUGUCCUUUGAUUGUGUCAAGAAAUGUUUACAGUCCUGCAAUUAUAAUUAUGUUUAUGCUUAUGUUGAAAUUCUUUUUAUUCCUAUGCAUUCUUUGUUAACUUUUUUUUUAAUAAGAUGUGAAAGCUUUGUUUAUUGCUGGUCAAUAACUCAUGAUGAGGAUAUGAAUAAUGUAUAUUCCAAUUAAGUGCAAUAUAUUAUUUGUACCAAAAAAGUUCAUUAAAAUAAAGCUUCCAUUUUUUAA